This is a messenger RNA of Arabidopsis lyrata subsp. lyrata, 778 nucleotides long. RefSeq lists its product as uncharacterized. The coding region runs from base 193 to 720 and encodes 175 amino acids. The record is from RefSeq and is a predicted model, not a curated record. The transcript is spliced from 2 exons. Gene Ontology annotation, molecular function: zinc ion binding. NCBI's taxonomy places the organism in Eukaryota, Viridiplantae, Streptophyta, Magnoliopsida, Brassicales, Brassicaceae.
GUCAUCACAUCAGCGAAAAGGUAACUUUUUGCUUAAUAAAUUUAUAUUAUAUUCUUUUCAAGAUUUUUGGGCAUCAGUCUCUAUUUAUCUCUCCACAUUAAUGAUCUCUUCAUCUACACAAUUAUCCCCUUUCUCUCAAACUCCCCCCAGCCUACUCCAUAAUUUCUACCAUCUAAUUGUUUCCCACGGACCAUGGGCCUCCAUAGUUAUAGCCAGUCAUUGGAUUCAUCCCGAGAAUCUCUUAGUUCUUAUGGACCUGUUUAUCCCGGGCCAAUGUCUUUUGAAAAUCUUGGUAUACCUCGUCACUGUUACUGCGGAGGGACGGUCGUACUUGGGAAUUCACUCUCCGAGGACAACCCUGGCAGGCAGUUUUAUCAGUGCGAGAAGAGAGAUGACCGACCUGGGCGCCAUCUUGUUAAAUGGUUGGACGAGGCAUUUAUGGACGAGAUUUCAGCGGUUAAGUGCUCUAUUAGGGAACAGGAAGAACACCUUAAGUUCCUACUUACCGCCCCUAACGGGGAGCACAUGGAUCUUGCCUUGAUGUGCGAUCGUCUGGACCUUUACCAGGAAGACAUUAAAUUGCUUCAGCAGAAUUUAUGUCUUUUGCAACGCUCCCCUCGUUCCAUUGUCGACGUCGCUCGUUCGUGUCCUAAAAUCAUCGUUCUCAUCCUUGCGAUUAUUGUCCCCGUAGCCGCGUUCGUGCUUGGCACUUAUAUGUAGCUUUAAUAGCUCUUUUUUCAUCCUUCGGCUAUUAUGUCCCCCAUUUUUUAUAUCAUGU